Messenger RNA from Drosophila bipectinata, 3280 nucleotides. It is a transcript of the gene dpr10, whose product is annotated as defective proboscis extension response 10. NCBI's taxonomy places the organism in Eukaryota, Metazoa, Arthropoda, Insecta, Diptera, Drosophilidae. The record is from RefSeq and is a predicted model, not a curated record. Gene Ontology annotation, biological process: synapse organization. Gene Ontology annotation, cellular component: neuron projection membrane.
GACGGUGAACGAACGGAAGGCGACGAAGGCGCGGCAGGUGCGUGAAAGUCCCUAAAGAAAAGUUUAUGUGAAAAUAGAUUGCCAUAGAUCAAAGCUAGUAGAGCAAACAAAGUGCGAAUUGAUAGCACACAAAACAAACUGGGCUAAAAAAAAGGGAUAAACUUGGCAAUAAAACUGCUAGAAAGAGAGCUGAGCUGAGCUGCAAGUGAUAGAGACAGAGGCACACCGAGCGGGUCAUCACAAAAUGUUGACCCUGUGGACGGCGCUUUUUUGCUGCCUGACGGGGCUGGCCAUGGGCUACCAAAGGCAAUCCGUAAACAAUAACCACAACAAUGCCGAGUCGAAGCCCACGCACUCCCCGCCCUCACACUAUCCCCACGGCCACAAAUGGAACGAGCCCUACUUUGAUCUCACGAUGCCCAGGAACAUUACAUCGCUGGUGGGCAAGUCGGCGUAUCUCGGCUGUCGAGUCAAGCAUCUGGGCAAUAAGACGGUUGCCUGGAUACGACACCGCGACUUGCACAUCCUCACAGUGGGCACCUAUACCUAUACGACGGACCAGCGCUUCCAGACCUCCUAUCAUCGGGACAUCGAUGAGUGGACCCUGCAGAUCAAAUGGGCCCAGCAGAGGGACGCCGGGGUUUACGAAUGCCAGAUAUCCACUCAACCAGUGCGUAGUUACUCGGUCAACCUGAAUAUUGUGGACCUGAUUGACGCCGAAACCAGCAAUGUGAUGCAGCAGUACUAUAACGACGAUGCCUUCUAUAUAGCCGCCGAUCGGGUUUACCAGUCCAGCGAUGAUGAGUUCGCGGGAAUGUUCGGGCCCAUUCAGACAGUUGCCGUGCCAACAGCCACCAUUCUGGGCGGACCGGAUCUGUAUGUGGACAAGGGCAGCACCAUAAAUCUCACUUGCAUCAUCAAGUUCAGUCCGGAGCCACCGACCCAUAUCUUCUGGUAUCAUCAGGAUAAGGUACUCAGCGAAGAGACCUCCGGCGGCCGUCUGAAAUUCAAGACCAUCAAGUCGGAGGAGACCAAAUCCAUUUUGCUCAUUUACGACGCCGACCUUCUGCAUUCCGGCAAAUACUCUUGCUACCCAUCGAAUACCGAAAUAGCCAGCAUCCGCGUCCACGUCCUACAGGGAGAGCGACCCGAAGCCAUGCAAACGAACGCGGCGCCGGCUGCCGUCGCCCUGGCCAGUUGGUCCUGUCACUUUGGAAAGGAUACGCAGGCGGUCAGGGUAAUUAGCACAAUGGUGGCGGCACUUGUAUUGUUGGAGGCCUGCUCCUCGAUGCUACUGCAGGGUGCCGGAGGAGGAGGAGGAGGAGGCGGUGGUGGAGGUGAAGGUGUAGGGAACCAAAGAGCCAGCAAGGAGGGACACGGAAAGCUGGAAAAGCUGCAAAAGCCGCCACCAAGUAACCCAGCACUCGACCCAAAGGAAGCCUGCGGCCACGUCAAUACUGGCAGCCGGAAUGCACGGUGAUAAAUUAAUGUCGCCCAGUUGGAAUUCCACCGCCAAUGCAGCCCCCUAAAUGCAAGAGAAGAAAUGAUUUAUGGCUAACAGCAAAGCACAGCACAGGACGAGAAGCAGUAGCAGGAUCUAAGGCCAAUGGGAAAAAUCAAGAGGAGCAGAAGUCGGAGAAAGGAGAAACAGCGUCGCGUUGAGCUGCAUGUAAUACCUUAAAAAAACCAACUAAUUAUGCUAAUGAUGCUGCUGCUCCUUGUAACUUGUAACUUGUAGCUUAUAAGUAAGUGUGUCUCUAAUUAAGUGGGCUGGGGAUUAGUUAGUUAGGCGGAAAUCAGAGCCAUGUACAUAAACUUCUCACGUAAAUUGCCAGCACCCUAGCGAACUUAGCUAAAUGGAAAGAGUUUUGAACGAAUCAUCAAGUUAGAGAACUAUAAUCAUGUGGUUUGCUUAUAGAGCCAUGCCUAGUUGGUUAAAUAUUGAAGCGUAUAUGCGAGGCAAUGUGUCGGAUAGUCCUUGAGUCCCUAAGACAAUAGCUAGUGUCUCAAGGGCUAUCCAGUGCAGUCCUCAAUAGAUUAGGAUUUCAAAGUAGUGCAAGUUUACUCAGAUUGUUGUAAAUAUUAACAGAAUUAUCUUGGGUGUGCGUGUUAACAUUUUAUUUCGGUUUUCCUGUAUAAACUAGACCUUAAGCCUUGUACAUAUUUAGUAUUUAAACGAAGAAUAGCUAUAUUUCGAUGUGAAGUUCUCCGAACGGUUCCUAAACUGAACAAAACUUGCAUGUCUAUUUCUGUGUCAGUAAUCUAAUGGCAACAUGGAGAAUUCAUGAGAAAUUCCUGCCAAAAACUCGCAUCGGUUUGAAGUGCGACUUCCCGGUCUAACAAUUUAUUUAAAAGAAUUUCACCAAGUCAUGUGGGCAGUUCCUGUUCCCAUUGCUGAAUGGGUUCAAUGCUCCAUUCUGGGCGAACUCUCCGAGUCCACUGAAAUUUAGAGCUCCCAUUUCAGCAUGUCCGGUUGCAUUUUUACCCCUUUUCUCAGACUAAGGACAGAGCUGGCAAGUCACUUUUCACUCUUGUCAACAAAAUAUUUGCAUUUCCAUUUGCCAAGCUAGCUGGCUGGCUAUUUGUUGGGUUGGGCUUGUCUUGAAGGACUCCCCGGGCAAGGCGAGGCAAGUCCUUCUUCGUGCUGUCCCACAUUUAAAAAUGUAUGGCCACUGUCCGGAGUCCUUAGUCCAUUGAGAACCUAUGGCCCGUGAGCGGGCUGAAUUUAACUGAUCAAAAUUGUAAAUAAACCUACAUAUACCAUAUGAAUAAACUAUAAACUGUACUCAAGUAUUUAUGUGGUAGUCAUACAUAACGUACAUACAUACAGGACACUCUCACACAUAAGUAUGCACACUGAGCGGAAAAAGGGUUACAUAUACAUAAAUAUUAAAAAUGUAAGCCGAACGCAUGCAAAAUUAGUCGCGACAUGUAAAUGAAUGUUUAAUGGGUAAAUUAAAAUGUUGCUAUGGAUGGGAUGGAAAUAUGGCAAAGCAAAAACAAAGCAAAAAUAUCCAUGAAAAUAAUUGCAAUUAAGCAAAUAAAAUAAUAUUAUAUAUAAGCAUAAAAGAGGAAAAAUAGCGAGUAAUAUCCAUAAUAACAAAGCCCCAUUGCCGAAAGCGGAAACAAAAACAAAACGUUGUUGACUUUUGUUGCAAACAAAAUGGCAACGUAUUAUAAAGAUUAUAAAAUUGUUUUUAAUUUUUAAGCGCGUAGCCACGUAAAUAUGGAAAUCGGUAUGAAAAAUUUCAAUAAAGUUUUUUUAGUUAUUACCAUCAAA